This is a messenger RNA of Hirsutella rhossiliensis, 636 nucleotides long. RefSeq lists its product as uncharacterized. The transcript has a single exon. The coding region runs from base 1 to 636 and encodes 211 amino acids. The record is from RefSeq and is a predicted model, not a curated record. Lineage: Eukaryota; Fungi; Ascomycota; Sordariomycetes; Hypocreales; Ophiocordycipitaceae.
AUGGGAGGUCCCUGGCAGGACGCGCAGCGGGGCAUUUUCCAGGCCUCGCACGUCGAGGUGAAGCUGGCGGCUCACGCCGUCCACGUCCUGUUGCGACUCUUUUCGCUUCCUGCAACCGCCGCCACCACUACCACCGAUGAGGGGGGAAGACCAACGGGCGAGGACGACGGCCAUGCCAUCGUCACGCGCCGCCGGCUGAUGGCGCUCCGCCGCGCACGCUGGAGUGACGGCUCGCGCCCUGCGUUUGAUAUCGUCUUCUCCCACAAGAGCUGCGUCACGUGUCGCCUGUUUGUGUCCCGCCUGUCCCGUCUCACGGGGAUCGAGAUGCGGCUUAUAUGGGGCCAGCGCCUGGUGCCGGCUGUAUACGCGCAGGGUAAGGGUCGCAAAGCCAAGUCGCCGGGAGACCCGUCCAUGCCGAGGAGUGGCGAUGGCCUUGAUUGGGAGGAUGAGAUGGACGUGGACGACGAAGACUACGAAGACGAAAAUGGCGAGGACGACGUGGAAACGAACGGCCAGGUCAUUGACUUGACCAACGACCCCGACCCCGACACAUCCGCUCCCGCUCCCGCUCCCUCCACCACCCUCAUAAAGGAUGAGAAGGACAGCAACGGCCAAGCCCUCAACACCGUGGCCUAG